AUUUCCUCCCCCCAGAUCUCAAGUUUGGCUCAUUGCACCGUCAAGCAUUUCAAAGUGAAAAUGAUCCCGAGCAUCACCACGUUGACAAUUUUUGUAUUCUGGGCUGCAGGAGUCUCUCAGUGUGUGCUGAUCACUCAGUGGCCCCGCAACAUCGCCAGGCAUCCCGGCAUCUCGGCAGAAAUGCACUGCUACCAGAAUGACACCGACUAUCAGUAUCUGUACUGGUAUCAACAGCUGAGAGGGAAUCAAAUUCAGUUGUUGGUGUAUAUAGUAGCAGGCUAUCCAACCUUCGCUGAAGGAUUCAAAUCUGGUUACAAGGCUUUGAGAGUGGAGCAGAAGCAGUGGUCUCUGAAAAUAAACAGCACACAGGUGAAAGAUGAGGCUGUUUAUUUGUGCGCUGCCAGUCUACACAGUGCUGCAACAGACAUACUCGAAGCUUACUUUGGGGCUGGAACUAAACUCACUGUUUUAGAGUAUGGUGUCAAAGAACCAAAGGUGAAAGUGCUUGGCCCGUCGUCACACGAGUGUCACAACCUGAAGAACGAUGAGAGGAAGAAGACUUUACUGUGUUUGGCCAGUGACUUCUACCCAGACCACAUCAGCGUGUCCUGGGAGGUGGACGGGGUGACGGUCACCACAGGGGUCGCGACUGACAGCUUUGCCGCACGGGACGACAAGUACUACAAGAUCAGCAGCAGACUGAGAGUCGAUGCUGAAGACUGGUACAACUCUGAGCAGAAGAAAUACGGGUGUAUUGUCACAUUCUUCAAUGGGAAAAACUAUACCAUUCAUACCGGGAACAUCCUUGGUGAAAAAGCUCCAACAGACUUCCAUAUCAGAGAAAAAUACCUGAGGGCCACACAGACAGCCAAACUCUCCUACGCUGUGUUCAUCAUCAAGAGCAGCAUCUACGGAGCCUUUGUGGCGUUUCUGGUCUGGAAACUUAAGGGUUCAAGUGGAAAAUAGAACGGCUGAGAGACGAGCAGACGACAACGAACUACUGGUUUAUGUAAAUAUCUCUAACAGACGUAACAGAGCAUUUCCCAAUCUGCACACAGCAGACAAACUGUUCCUUGUACUUGCAUGUC
Solea solea (common sole) is the source of this 1088-nucleotide messenger RNA. RefSeq names its product immunoglobulin lambda-1 light chain-like. The record is from RefSeq and is a predicted model, not a curated record. Gene Ontology annotation, biological process: cell surface receptor signaling pathway. The transcript is spliced from 7 exons. Gene Ontology annotation, cellular component: plasma membrane. NCBI's taxonomy places the organism in Eukaryota, Metazoa, Chordata, Actinopteri, Pleuronectiformes, Soleidae. The coding region runs from base 61 to 966 and encodes 301 amino acids.